Heteronotia binoei (common prickly gecko) is the source of this 993-nucleotide messenger RNA. Its product is annotated as mas-related G-protein coupled receptor member H-like. Gene Ontology annotation, cellular component: membrane. The record is from RefSeq and is a predicted model, not a curated record. Gene Ontology annotation, biological process: G protein-coupled receptor signaling pathway. The transcript has a single exon. Gene Ontology annotation, molecular function: G protein-coupled receptor activity. The coding region runs from base 1 to 993 and encodes 330 amino acids. NCBI's taxonomy places the organism in Eukaryota, Metazoa, Chordata, Lepidosauria, Squamata, Gekkonidae.
AUGAUGGGUGCUGCCCUGGAACAUUUUAAAAACUGUAAUUAUACUUACCCUUCUUUCCCAAAUGUCAGUAAAAAUUACGAUUAUAUUUCAGAAAACAUUUCAACUCAUAACUUUUCUGAGAAUGGAAGAGAAGAGAGUUUUGUCGUUCACGUUCCAGAAGUUAUUUCUAUCCCUUUAUUGGUCAUCUGCAUUUUCGGAGUCUUGGGGAAUGGAAUUGUCAUCUGGCUUCUCGGCUUCCGCAUUAAGAGGAAUCCUUUCAUCACCUACAUCCUGAACUUGGCUGUGGCUGAUUUUGGAGUCCUCCUGUCCGUUAUAGUUGAGCUUCUUAGCUUGCGGUUUAUAUCUAGUUCUGUUUUUCUUAACAUUUACAAGGUCUUCUUUUUCCUGUCCCUAGCAAUGUACAGCGCUAGUCAAUUUCUCCUGACGGCCAUCAGCAUUGACAGGUGUGUGGCCGUCUUCUUCCCUUUUUGGCAUCAGUGCAAGCGACCGCCGCGUUCUUCCACCAUUGUGUGUGCGCUCACAUGGGCCCUCUCCAUCCUGCUUACUGCAAUGACCAUCGCUUUCACACAUUUUAAUCCAUGGGAAAAAAAUAUCGGAAGCUUCUGCCAGUUGAUUUUGAAUGCCGUGCUUUGCCUCCCAGUCAUGACUAUUGCUGCCAUGGCCCUGUUCCUCAAAGUGUGUUUGAAAGAACAACAGCACCGGAGGGGAAAGCUUUUGACCGUCGUCUGCCUCACCCUUCUCUUCUUCCUCCUUUUUGCUUUUCCAUAUAAUGUCAUCUCCAUCCUCAGUGGUUUCAAUCAUGUAUCAGUGAACAUAAAACGUGUCGCAGCUCUAUUAAUCUGCUUAAACAGUGGCGUCAACCCAGUCGUUUAUUUCCUGGUUGGGAAACCAUGGAAGUCUAGAAGUAGGGAGAGCAUGAAGAUAAUCCUCCAGAAGGUUUUCAAGGAGGAUAAAAGCUGUACUGAGGAUACCCAACUUGAAAGCUGGGUAUGA